Molecule: messenger RNA, 1242 nt
Organism: Papaver somniferum (opium poppy)
Lineage: Eukaryota; Viridiplantae; Streptophyta; Magnoliopsida; Ranunculales; Papaveraceae
Product: beta-amyrin 28-monooxygenase-like
Exons: 5
Coding region: 1-1242 (413 amino acids)
Biological process (GO): sterol metabolic process
Molecular function (GO): iron ion binding; oxidoreductase activity, acting on paired donors, with incorporation or reduction of molecular oxygen; heme binding
Source: RefSeq, a predicted model, not a curated record
AUGCAAUUGAGAGAUGCUCAGACAGGGUCAAAUUGGUUUGGUCUUGAACUUCUAAAAGCCGGAAAAAAUUGUGUCCCAGAGAAAUUCUUCUUCGAUAGGAUUAACAAGUACUCGUCCAAAGUAUUUACGACUUCGUUCCUUGGUGAAGUAAUUACCUGUUUUUGUAGUGCACCUGGUAACAAAUUUUUGUUCUUAAAUCACUAUAAAUAUGUCGAAUUUUCGAUACCACCAACAAUGAUGAAGAUCUUUCCUUAUAGUAAUCCAGAAGAUAGUAGAGUAGUUCGACAACUGACUCUGUCACUAGACUUACCGAGAUUUAUUGGUAUUGUUGAUUCGAUGACAAGGAAACAUUUCGAGGUAUGUUGGGAUAAUAAGAACGAGAACGAGGCAAUCACUGUGUACCCUAUAGUGAAGAAUCACCUCUUUGCAGUAGCAUGUAAACUGUUUAUAGGCAUAGAAAAUGAUCCAGCUCGUAUUGACAGGUUACUCAAGGAAUUUAUAACUGUUAUUAAUGGAUUUGUUGCACUCCAAAUAAAUUUUCCUGGAACGAAACUCAAUCGUGCAGUUAAAGCUGCAACGUUAAUGCGAAAGGAAAUCGUUUCAAUAAUCGAAAAGAGGAAAGCUGUUAAUUUGCAGCCCCUUCUUGAACAAGAUGAUGUAUUAUCACAUAUGAUCCCAAUCACAAAGUAUCUCGCGGAGCUUCCGGAUAUCUAUGAUGCAGUCAGAAGCGAACAAAUGAGAAUCGCUAAGGCGAAAGGACCAGGAAAGUUGCUGAACUUGGCUGACCUUCAAAAGAUGAAGUACUCGUGGAACGUGGCCUGUGAAGCAUUGAGACUCGCACCUCCAGCUCACUCUUCUUUCAGAACAGCAAUUACUGACUUUACUUAUGCUGGAUAUUUCAUUCCAAAGGGAAGGAAGAUAUGUAUGAGUAUAAUGUCGACACAUAAGGAUCCUGAAUGCUUCACAAAUCCAGAAAAAUUUGAUCCUUCGAGGUUCGAAGGCACUGGACCUGCUCCGUAUUCAUAUGUGCCUUUUGGAGGAGGACCUCAUAACUGUCCCGGCAAACAAUAUGCUAAAAUGACAAUGCUUGUUUUCAUGCAUCAUUGGGUGACAAAAUAUAAAUGGAGGACUUUGUUAUCUGAUCCUGAUGAUGUCGGGAAGUUAAUAUUCAACCCAUUUCCAUUGCCAAAGAAUGGGCUUCCUAUUCUCCUUCAACCAAAUGCUCAGGAAAUAAUAACUUAA